AUGUUUCAGGUGCCACGAAAGUUGGCCCGAGACCUGCAGACGCUGACACUGCUGCUGGUGUAUCUGGCAGGCGACGACGAUUUCCAUUUUGACGACGAGGCGCCGCUAGAGGCCGCCGCUCCUAUGGACCAUAUCGAGGAGGAAGAGGAAGAAUUAGGCGACGAACUCGAAGCAGACAUAUCUACGUCGACCAGGAACGGUAACGCUGAACCAAUCGAGCCGGUACCGCCUCAGCCAGUGCCGCAACCGGUAGAGUCAGUGCCACAGCCCCUGGUGGUUCCUCAAGCCGCUGACCCGGUUCCCGAGCCAGCCGCAGCACCACAACAGGCUCCCGAAGAACUGGGUGAGCUCCAUAACAAGUUCCACCGUCUCCUGAUGACGCUCCAGCAGCUGAAGACUAAUGACCAACUGCAAGCUUUCAUGCUGACGUUCCAGCAGAACGUUGAUAAGGCCGCUGCUCGUCAGCCUCAGCCUAUCGACACCAAACGGGCUCUGUACUAUGCUCGUAUCCACGAUAACGUUCCCGACGACUCCUUUGACGCUCUGAAUGCCUCGUUUGACGACGCUGACCCUCACCACAAAUCCCCUGACCCUCUGCCUACUGUGGCUGGCCCUGACGACGAACAUGACCACCUUAGUCUCGGCCAGAAGCUGGGCUCCGGUCCUUCCGGUGGGUUGGGGCUCUCAGUGGACGAAGAACUGGUGGAGCUGGUCGACGACGAGGACGACCUUCUGACGCUUUUCGUGCGCCUGUUGCACCCGUUCGACGCCCUGCUGCUACAGCUGGAUCUGGACGCGCUGAUAUGUCUUUCAUUCGACAAGGACGAGCUCGCAUUUGUCCAUACCAUCGACGAAAGUGGCUGGGGGGAAGUGACGCUUGUGGAACUGUUACAGCGAGGGUGGGUGCCAAUGAACUACUUCGCCAUGGCUGUGAUUCCGGGAGACGACGACGAGGAAGAAGAAGAUGAAGAGGAACGUGACGGCAUCAUCCCUAAUUCGCACUACCUCCGUCCGCUUUUCCAUGCGUGUGGCAAGUUCCUCAUCAACCCUUUAAGUCAUCGCAACUCUAAGGGUAAGUUCACGUUCUCCCUCCGUACCGUGAACCUGAUCAGAGAUGGGGUACGCUUACUUCUCCAGUACACUGACUGUCUUCUGCGGCUGAAUGAGAUUGUCACCAAACGGCCCGUGGUGCGCAAGCUGCGGAAACUGUUGCUUGCUGACUGGUAUAAUUUGAUGGUGAAAGCCAAUGAAUUCAAGGGGACGCUGAAUUUCGGUAAGAUUGAGAUUUUAACUCUCAUGGUGUACCAAGUUACCACCACCGCCACCAUCUUCCUCCAAGUGUGGCUGGUGGAGCUGCGCCAGGUGAUCAAACGCGAUAACGAGAAGCGUUUGCAACUGGAUAUGAACAAUUACCCGUUGUUAGCGGUACCGCCGCUUGCCAAGACAAGAAUCACCGAAAUCAACAGUCUUUUGUACACUUACCUUGGCCUCAUCAUCGGCCGGCUUGAUCUUGUCGAGCACAACCCGAUCGGGUGUGACAUUCUUGAGACCCUCACUCAUCAAAUCAUUUUGCUCUUAAGAGAGCUCUUAUUCAUUUCAAAGACGGGGCUGGACUUCAGUAAUGAGAAGCCGCUGGACUUGGACGCUCUGCUCGACACGUUGUUGCUGUUGGUGCUGGACUUGGUUCUGGGGGUCAAAAACCUCGUGGUAAAGACACUUAACGAACUGCUGGAAACCCACGAGGUGGGCAUCAUGCACGAAUACUACUAUACUCCCGAAGGUGGCGACUUGAUCCAGGUGGCUCUGCGCAUUAUUCGCCUGAUCUCAAAGACAAUUGCGCUGAUCCGCAAGCUUCUAGAAGUCACGGGUGACUUCAAGCUUAACCUGGAGCGGCUGUAUCCUGACUACUCGCGUAUCAAGAUUGAACCCCAAGAGUUCAUCCGCAAGUGCACUUUGGGCAUUGCCAAGCUGAACCUGGCUCAAUUCAAACAGCACCAACCCAUCAAACCGAUGCAGCACAACCGGUACUCGCUCAUUCGGGCGGGGAAGACAGGCGAGCUUGGCAUCACCCCUGGCGGGGCAAAUAUCCUUCACGAUGUGCUUUUGGAAACUGAAGGGGCGUCACCGUUUGCCGUUGAUCAAAGUCCUCUCGUUCCUAUCGAUGAACAAGAGCUUCAAGUCGAUCAAAAUGGUAACUUAAUCGGGGCACUGUUCCGGGGGUUGGUCUACACCUUGACCAAUGAGACCAGCCCUCCCGACUACUUCUUCGUGCUGACGUUUUUCCUCUGCUUCCGCCUGCUUGCUCUGCUGAUUGACCUCACCGAAGAGCUUAUACAACGAUUCGAACCUCAAGGUACAGACACUACCUCGUCGCAUAUGCGCAACCGCCGUCGUCUCAUCGUGAAGAUGUUCCAGCUCUGGAUGGAACUGUACUGGAACGCCGAGACCGAUUUCAGUAUCUUGACCACCCUCAUCAACUUCUUCAACGAAGGGGUGCUGCAGUUCCUUCCCCUUGAUGCCAUGAAGCUCAUGGAGAUUGCCGUUAAGUUGCUGACACGUCCGCUGUUGGUUGAAAACGAAAAGAAGGUGUUACGCCUGAACCGCCAGCUUGUCAUACGUCUGAUCACCGCAGGACGUAAACUGCGCAAGACUAACCAUCUGGCCACGGUGGCGCUGGGCGACCAAUUGGUCGACCAGUACGAGUUGGCGAAGAUCCACCUGAACCUGCUGACGGAGCUGUACCAAAAGAACGAGAUGAUUGCCCUGCCGCAACUGCUGCUUUUACUGAAACAAGCAGUGGCUCAAGUGGAACACUACGUGAUGCAGUACCGCAAGAUCUUGGGUGAAUCGUGGACGUCGUUACCAGCGGAGGAGCCAUAUCAACCAAUUGAACCCCACCAUAUGUUGGCGCUGUGGUAUGCUCUAUGCCAACAGGCGGGCGAGCUCCCUCUGUACCGCCCUCAACUUCUUGAGUUCAACGGUCUUGAAAUCGCUAAGCAGCUUACCAUCCUCGAGCUGUACAUCUUUUGUGUGAUCAAGCCUGAUGAAUUGCUUAACCAGAAUUUCAGUCUGAAGCGUGCCCACCUUCGGUUGGCGCCUAAUAUCAGAUUGCUGUUGUUAUUCACUAACUGCCUCUCGGGCUAUGUGCUUGAGCUGAUUUUACAACCAGGAUUGCCCCUCAAAGCACGUAUCAAUAUGCUUAAGACGUGGCUCAAGGUAGCGAUCCUGUGUUUGUAUCUCCGCAACUUCAACUCGCUCGCGGCAAUUAUCACCUCGCUUCAAUCCCAUUUAAUUACUCGUCUUACUGAGAUUUGGGACGAGUUGACUCCGAAGUACCGUGAGUUAUACGACUACCUUGCCAGUAUCAUUCAUCCUGACAAGAACUACCACGUGUACCGCUCUAAGCUCAAACAGUUCCUUGUGGUGAACAGUUACGCCAUUCCCAUCGUGCCCUACUUCUCGCUUUUCCUUCAGGACCUCACGUUUGUCACUGAUGGUAACCCCAACUACCGUCGCAACCCUGUCAACGGAGAGAAGUUGAUCAACAUCGACAAGUACCUCAAGAUCACCCGCAUCAUUGCCGACAUUGAGUUGCUCCAGAUCUCAUACACUGGCCCACUGUCGCUGGCCAAGCGAGGUAGCAACAGCAGUAACAAUAAGGAAGAGGACUACUUCAUCCACUCGUUGCCGGCAUUGCAGGAGCUUAUUCUCUUGGAGUUGUAUAAGGUUCACCAGUUGAACAAGCACAACGACGACCGUGCCUGGGGCUUAAGUUGCGCUAUCCACCCUCGUGAGCAACACCACCAGCAACAGCAAGUGCACAACUGA
Diutina rugosa is the source of this 3828-nucleotide messenger RNA. It is a transcript of the gene BUD5, whose product is annotated as Ras family guanine nucleotide exchange factor. Lineage: Eukaryota; Fungi; Ascomycota; Pichiomycetes; Serinales; Debaryomycetaceae. The coding region runs from base 1 to 3828 and encodes 1275 amino acids. The record is from RefSeq and is a predicted model, not a curated record. The transcript has a single exon. Gene Ontology annotation, cellular component: plasma membrane. Gene Ontology annotation, molecular function: guanyl-nucleotide exchange factor activity; protein binding. Gene Ontology annotation, biological process: Ras protein signal transduction; positive regulation of GTPase activity.